GUGACAAACGGUAGGACGUUACCCUCUCACAUUGGAUUGAGAUCCGGCCUACCUUUCACUAUUACCCGUUUAAGCCUCAAAUCCCAGGAAGUUUAGAAAUAAUUUAACUGUAAAACCCUAAAAGCUAAAAUCAUUUAAAACCUUCAAAUUUCUGCAAUACCCAAAGUUUCGAACCUGUAACAAUGUCUACUCUUGAAAUCGAAGCUCGGGAUGUGAUUAAGAUAGUGCUUCAAUUUUGCAAAGAAAAUUCGUUGAAUCAAACGUUUCAGACUCUACAAAGUGAAUGCCAAGUAUCUUUGAACACAGUAGAUAGUCAUGAGACAUUUAUUGCUGAUAUUAAUAGUGGAAGAUGGGAUGCUGUUUUGCCUCAAGUUUCCCAAUUGAAGCUUCCUAGGAAGAAAUUGGAGGAUUUAUAUGAGCAGAUUGUUCUAGAAAUGACUGAGCUUCGAGAAUUGGACACGGCCAGGGCAAUUUUGAGACAGACACAAGUAAUGGGUGUUUUGAAACAAGAGCAGCCUGAGAGAUACUUGCGGCUCGAGCAUCUUCUCGUUCGGACCUAUUUUGAUCCUCAUGAGGCUUAUCAAGAUUCAACUAAAGAAAGACGUCGCGCGCAGAUUGCACAAGCUCUUUCUUCAGAAGUUUCUGUUGUGCCUCCAUCACGAUUGAUGGCUCUGAUUGGGCAAGCUUUGAAGUGGCAACAGCACCAAGGUUUACUUCCUCCCGGAACUCAGUUUGACUUAUUUCGUGGGACUGCUGCAAUGAAACAAGAUGUUGAGGAUAUGUAUCCCACAACCCUUACGCAUACUAUCAAGUUUGGAAAGAAAAGCCACCCAGAAUGUGCUCGAUUUUCACCAGAUGGACAGUUCCUUGUUUCUUGCUCUGUUGAUGGAUUUAUUGAGGUAUGGGACCACAUUAGUGGGAAGCUCAAGAAAGACCUACAGUACCAAGCUGAUGAGACAUUUAUGAUGCACGAGGAAGCUGUCCUUUGCGUUGAUUUUAGCCGAGAUUCUGAGAUGCUUGCGUCCGGUUCUCAAGAUGGAAAGAUCAAAGUGUGGCGUAUAAGAACUGGUCAGUGUUUGCGACGCCUCGAACGUGCUCACUCUAUGGGGGUUACAAGUCUUUGCUUUUCUCGAGAUGGAAGUCAGAUAUUGAGUACAUCAUUUGAUAGUACAGCUAGGGUGCAUGGUUUGAAGUCUGGAAAGUUGUUAAAAGAAUUCCGUGGACAUUCUUCUUAUGUCAAUCAUGCUAUAUUUACUAAUGAUGGUAGUCGUGUGAUCACAGCUUCUAGUGAUUGCACUGUCAAGGUUUGGGAUGUCAAGACAACUGAGUGUUUGCAGACGUUCAAACCACCACCGCCUUUAAGGGGUGGAGAUGCUUCUGUUAAUUCUGUCCAUCUUUUCCCCAAGAAUAUGGAUCACAUUGUUGUUUCCAACAAGACAUCAUCGAUUUAUAUCAUGACGCUCCAAGGACAGGUCGUGAAGAGUUUCUCGUCAGGUAAGAGAGAAGGUGGAGACUUUGUUGCUGCUUGCGUAUCACCAAAAGGAGAGUGGAUUUACUGUGUCGGUGAAGACAGGAAUUUGUAUUGUUUUAGCCAACAGUCUGGUAAACUAGAGCAUCUGAUGAAGGUGCAUGAAAAAGAUGUUAUUGGAGUUACGCACCAUCCUCACAUAAAUCUUGUUGCUACAUAUGGUGAAGAUUGUAGCAUGAAAUUAUGGAAGCCUUGAGAUUUUUCGGCAGGUUUUAUCAUUGUUUUUUCGUAGCAGUUUGAUAGUGUAAAUCUGUAAGUUUUGUAACUUGUAUUUCAUGCUUCGGGCUUGAGACAUCCAAAUUGUUCUUGUAGUCACUUUAACUUAUUUAAUUUAGAGAAAUUAUAAUUUAUGAAUUUAUUCGAGUUUCUUUUGUC
This is a messenger RNA of Amaranthus tricolor (Joseph's coat), 1903 nucleotides long. RefSeq names its product suppressor of mec-8 and unc-52 protein homolog 1. Gene Ontology annotation, molecular function: protein binding. The transcript is spliced from 16 exons. Lineage: Eukaryota; Viridiplantae; Streptophyta; Magnoliopsida; Caryophyllales; Amaranthaceae. The record is from RefSeq and is a predicted model, not a curated record. Gene Ontology annotation, biological process: mRNA splicing, via spliceosome. Gene Ontology annotation, cellular component: precatalytic spliceosome. Bases 183 to 1724 code for a protein of 513 amino acids.